GAGCUUUUUGUACCUGGACAGAAGUCUUGACGAGAUGGAUUCCACAGUGAUGGUCGCUUGGGUGAUGCUGUUCAGUACAUUGGCUUUGCCAGGUGUCUCAGGUUAUACAGUCAUUCCGGAUAUCACAACCACGACUACCACCACGACUACCACACCAGAACCUACUACCACUGCUGUUAUAGCAGAGGGUAUUUAUGUGCGGCUGGCAGACGGAGUCAAGAACUGUUCUGGUCGUGUGGAAGUUUAUUUAUUUGGUGCCUGGGAAGGCAUUUGUAGGGAAGGAUUUGACUUUAAAAAUGCUGAGAUUGUUUGCAGGCAGCUCAACUGUGGAAAAGCAGUUUCUGUCAUGGAAGACUACUCUGGCAGCCCUUCUCCUUACCUGAGCAACGUGACUUGUUAUGGUUAUGAAGAUUAUUUGUGGCAAUGCUCUUUUCAUGAAGGAGUAUGUAACAGUAACAUAAAUGCAGCUGUGAUUUGUGCAGAUAGUGGAGUAACGCCAAAAGUUUCCACGACCACGGCCACAACUACCACACCAGAACCUGCUACCGCCAUUCCUGAUUUCACAACCACAACUACCACAACUACCACACCAGAACCUGCUACCGUGACCUCUGUUUGUGGUGGUCAUCUCUAUGAGCCAUCUGGGAAACUCACUAGUCCAAAUUAUCCUGUUGUAUACCCAAAUAAUGCAUACUGUGUUUGGGAAAUCCAUGCUGAAGGUUAUUCCUACAUAAAUCUCAUCUUUGAGUAUCUUAACCUGGAGCCACGUAAUCACUGCUCUUAUGAUUAUGUUGAAAUCUAUGAUGGGCCAGCGUAUGUAGCUCCCUUGCUAGGAAGAAUUUGCAUUUGGGAGCACCAAUCAUAUAUUUCUAAGUCAAAUACAUUGUCUGUUGUGUUUUCAAGUGACACUAGUUCUCAAAGCACUGGAUUUUUGGCUAUUUAUUUUUCUAUUCCACAAGACGUGUCCUUAAGACUGGUGAAUGGAUCAUACAGCUGUGAGGGCCGUGUUGAACUCUAUUACAAAGGAGAAUGGGGAACAGUUUGUGGUGAUUACUGGGACAUUGCCGAUGCCCAGGUUGUGUGCUGGCAGCUUGGAUGUGGAAAAGCCAUUUCGGCCCCAAGAAAAGCCUAUUUUGGCCAAGGCUCGGGAUCUAUUCUCCUUGAUGAUGUGAUCUGUAGAGGAAAUGAGUCGAACCUGUGGGACUGCCGUAGCCUAGGGUGGCAUGUUCAUAACUGUGGCCACAGCGAAGAUGCGAGUGUCACCUGUGCAGGAAAUUAUAGUUGUGGUUCUUCUUACCUUCCAUAUGGAUCUGGAUCAUUCAGUACUCCCUUUUAUCCAGCACAUUAUCCGAACAAUGCAAACUGUGUAUGGACAAUAAAUACUUGGAAUGGCUCACUUAUAAACCUCACAAUUGCAAGUAUUGAGGCACAAUGCCCCUUUGACUAUAUUGAGAUCUAUGAUGGAUAUAUCUACUCACGUUUCCUAGGAAGAUUUUGUAAUGGGUCCCACCGAACAUUUUUUUCCACAUCAAAUGUUCUCACAGUGGUGUUUCACAGUGACAGUAGCAUAACACAUCGUGGUUUUUUGGCUUACUACUCUUCUGUUUAUGCGGCAUACGGUCUCCAACUGGUGAAUGGACGUCAUCGCUGCGAGGGCCGUGUCGAAAUUGGUUCUUACAAUGGAACAUGGGGAACUGUUUGCGAUGAUUCGUGGAACCUGGUGAACGCAGAUGUGGUGUGCAGACAACUUGGAUGUGGAGGGACUACCCCAUUAGUGGCAUAUUUCGGUGAAGGCUCUGGACCCUUUCUUCUGAAUGAUGUUUAUUGUAAUGGAAAUGAGCACCACCUUUGGGAAUGCUCCAAUGCAGGCUGGAGAUCCCACAACUGUAUUCGCAAUGAGGCUGCUGGUGUCAUCUGUUCAGAGAGACCAACACCAACACCUCCAAGGACAACUCCCACAACAAAUUAUUCUUGUGGUGGUUUCCUCGCACAUUCAUCUGGGUCAUUUCAAAGUCCGUUUUUUCCAUCCAACUACCCAAACAAUGCCGACUGCGUAUGGGAAAUCCGAGUAGGAAGCAAUUCUCGCGUAUCACUUACUUUCCAAACACUUCAACUAGCAUCAUGUAAUACACAUAGCUGCCCCUGUGAUUAUAUCGAAAUCUAUGAUGGAACACUCCAUAACUCUCCUAUGCUUGGGAAGAUUUGCUCUGGCUCUUACCAAACCUUUACAUCAACCUUCAACAUGUUGACGGUUAGAUUUCACAGUGAUCAUAGCAUCACAGAGAGAGGGUUUUUUGCAAACUAUUACACCAUCCCAGCAAAUCAUAAUACAACUCUUCUUUGUGGACCAGAAUAUAUGCAAGCUAUAAUAAGUAGAAGUCACCUGACCUCUGUAGGCUAUUCUCCAUGGAAUGUCCACUUGAUUGACCCAUCCUGCCCACCUAGGAUCACACCAUAUUAUGUUGUUUUCAACAUACGGUACAAUGGCUGUCAGACCAGAAGAGACGCAGAUGCUGAUACUAUUAUUUAUUCAAACCUGAUCACGGCAACUGCUUCAGGAUACAUAAUUAAAAGGAAAAGGGAUCUUCACUUCCAUGUUAGCUGCAAGAUGCUGAAAAACACUUGGAUAGAAACCAUGUAUGUCGCUAAUGAUGUACAGGAGAUCAAUGAAACUCGAUAUGGACAAUACGAAGUGAACAUCACAUUUUAUACCUCCAACUCCUUCUUAUAUCCAGUCUAUGACUCACCUUAUUAUGUUGAACUGAAUCAGGAUUUAUAUCUGCAAGUUACUCUUCAUAACUCUGACCCAAAUCUGGUGCUGUUUCUGGAUACAUGUAAAGCAUCACCCAACUACAAUGAUUUUACAACUUUGACUUAUGAUAUCAUCAAGAAUGGGUGCGUUAAUGAUCCUACAUAUCGGACCUAUUAUUCCCCAUACAAUUAUGUUGUUCGGUUUUCCUUCAAAGCCUUUGACUUCAUGUAUAAAUAUCCAUCAGUUUACCUGCAGUGCAAACUGGUGGUUUGCAGAGCCUAUGACUAUUCUUCCCGAUGUUCUCAGGGUUGUCUGAAUCUGCCUAGAUCUAAGAGACAUACAAGCUCCUACGAGGAAAAAAUGGAUGUCAUCAUUGGGCCAAUUGAACUACAGAAGAAUGGCAUUAAGAAUAGAAAUUCUGAGGCAAAACAAGAGCUGCAAGGAAAUGCGGACCCUCAUAAUGAUUCACAUGCACCAUACAUUGUUGCCGCAGUCGUCUUGGCAGUUGUUGUCAUGACCGUCGCAGGAUUCAUUUUGAAAAAUAAAUUGAGAAGACCAAUUCCAUAUGAGAUAAUGUGAGCACUUAAAACCUUGGGACUCAAUCCAACACCAAGUCAAGCAAGCUUAAACUCAUUUAUUUCCAUGAGUUUAGGUACAGCUAUUUGUUGGUGGGAUUGUGGCCUUGGCGGUUGGCAAGAAGAAUCUGUAUUGAAUAUGCAUCACUUGAAAGAUACAUCGCGGGUCUCAAUAGUCUUGUGAUUUUAUCUUGAUUUUUGCUUUUACAUGAAAAUACAGAAGCAGGAAAAUGUAUUGGAGGGGGGCUUAAAAAAUAUGCUUAAUUCUUCCAUUGGUAUUUUUACUUUUUUACUAGAUUUUACACAUUGUCAUGAAUAUAUGUAGAUGGAUGAAUUCAGGUUAGACAAGGACCUGAAGUACAACACAAAAUAGGAAUAAAAAUUAAUCUCACCAAGAGUCUCAUAUUCCGAACUCGAGCUAUUUUUAUGAAAUUUCUGCCAAGUUCCUUGAAACAAUAUCCAGUAUUAGUAGUCAGUACUGCAUUUAGUUAAUACCUUUUGUAAAUGACAUACCACAUAAAGUUUUCAUUAUGUCAAUUUGUAUAACUGUCAAAAAUGACAAUAUGUGUUGGUAAACAAGGGCAUCUCAACGGUUUGUGGUAAAGUGGAUAAACCUUCUUAGGAUUUUAUUCAAUUGUGCCCCUCCACUCCUUGAGGGUUCUUUCAUCCAGCCGAGGAUUCCAUGAAUAGAAGGACAGGAUGGCAAUUUUCUAACUCUCUCUUUCUCUCUUUCUCAUCCUGCCUGGACCACCUCUCAUCCUGAUCCCCUGAUCCUCUGGAGCUUUGUAAUAUUUGAGUUUAUUUACAAAUGUGUAGGUUAAGCAUAGAUGGAAACGAAGGGAAAACACUCCAACAGAUAAAGUUCACUGCUCCCACAUCAGGACUCUAAGGGAGACAAACCAGUAUCCCAGAAUGUUGCUAGAUUACAUGGGUCAAACACAGCUCUCUGUUUCUGUGCCUUCUUUGUAUGUUUCAAAGCUGCAGUUGAUUGCUCUUUCCACACACAGACACCUAGAUGGCAAGAUCCUUAGCUGUGGGAGCAGCAAGAAAUCUCCUCCUCCCUUGCCACCUUUCUAACCACUCAGAAAGCUUAAUGAGAAAUAGUUGAACAAUUCAUUCCAUGGGAAACACAUCAUUAGACUUUUGUCACUCCUACCAGAUCCAAGGCUCUGGUCCAGUAAGAGAACCCACAGGAUAGUCCCUUUUCACAGAACCCUGGCAUGAAACUGACCACCCCUCUGGAAAUUUUAACAGUAUAUUUGUAAACUGUAGACUUGUAUUGUACUUUAGAUUACAAAGAUCAUAUACUUUAUAAAGAAAUGUUAGAAUAUUAGUUCUGCUUACUAUGUGAUUGCUUAUUCCAUUUGGGAAACAGAAGAGAUACAAGCCACAUGUCAGAUCUAGCUCCUGUUAAGGGGUGACGCAAAACGGAAGGAGAAGGAAGUACCACAUAACUAAGCUUGCUGAUUGCUGCUAAUUGCUUCCCCGGUGAUCUGACUGGUUUCCCAGUGGUUCUCUGCUAGAGGUUUGUUAUUUGUAAACAGACUGAAUUCCUAACACCCACCAGGUUCCAAGUUUAGGAUUUGCAGUGAGCCAAAGUCUUGCACAUCCUUCUUCCUCAAAGGAUUACACAGCUUAAAAUAU
Molecule: messenger RNA, 4971 nt
Organism: Zootoca vivipara (common lizard)
Lineage: Eukaryota; Metazoa; Chordata; Lepidosauria; Squamata; Lacertidae
Product: scavenger receptor cysteine-rich domain-containing protein DMBT1-like
Cellular component (GO): membrane
Molecular function (GO): serine-type endopeptidase activity
Source: RefSeq, a predicted model, not a curated record